Molecule: messenger RNA, 499 nt
Organism: Salarias fasciatus (jewelled blenny)
Lineage: Eukaryota; Metazoa; Chordata; Actinopteri; Blenniiformes; Blenniidae
Gene: cfap276
Product: cilia and flagella associated protein 276
Exons: 4
Coding region: 86-499 (137 amino acids)
Source: RefSeq, a predicted model, not a curated record
AGGCUGUAAACAUAAGGCCGCAGCAGUAAAAGGCUGCAGAGAAAGAAGUGUUUUCUCUGUAAAUCUCAGUGUUUCCAGAGAAAAUAUGUCAGGCAGAGAUCCCUUCCCGUCUCCCAAGUUUGAGAACGGCUUCAGCCUGAGCGGCUUCAGGCCGCAGCAGAGAAAACCCUUCGAUAAACCGACUCAUCUCGCCCAGAUGGAGGAACCCUGGAGCCGCCUCCACGACGCAGCCACUCUGUCCAGCAGCCAGCGGAGCGUGGCGUCCGACGAGCAGCAGCCCCAGGUUCCCAGAGACAGCCUGGACUUCCAGCUGAGCUCCAUCUACGACCACCACAGCAACUUCUUCUGGAGCAAGAGCCAGAUGCUGUACCAGAGGGACACCGUCUCCGAGGACGGCGGGAAAGAGAGAACCCCGGAGAGGCGGGACGAGACCAAACAGCAAGGGGACAUCAGAGUGUGGGUGGACCCCCAGAGGUGCUCCAUUUACAGCAUCAAGUGA